Messenger RNA from Diceros bicornis minor, 3079 nucleotides. RefSeq names its product ring finger protein 138 (gene RNF138). The coding region runs from base 170 to 904 and encodes 244 amino acids. The record is from RefSeq and is a predicted model, not a curated record. The transcript has 8 exons. NCBI's taxonomy places the organism in Eukaryota, Metazoa, Chordata, Mammalia, Perissodactyla, Rhinocerotidae.
GGAAGCCCGAGGACGGCGCAGGGCCACCACUCUACCAACACGCGCUAGGGAAGCAUCUCCAUCAGCUGCGCCGCUCCGGGGCUCCUCAGGAGUCGGCCCCGGGCCGCUACCGCCUCCUCGGCCCCUGCCGCCGCCGGCGUCGCCAUCGCCUUGAUCCUCCACCCCCGCCAUGGCAGAGGAGCUCUCCGCGGCCACGUCCUACACCGAAGAUGAUUUCUACUGCCCCGUCUGUCAGGAGGUGCUCAAAACGCCCGUGCGGACCGCGGCCUGUCAGCACGUUUUCUGUAGAAAAUGUUUCCUGACUGCAAUGAGAGAAAGCGGAAUACAUUGUCCCCUCUGUCGUGGAAGUGUGACUAGAAGAGAGAGAGCGUGUCCUGAACGGGCCUUAGACCUUGAAAAUAUCAUGAGGAAGUUUUCUGGUAGCUGCAGAUGCUGUGCAAAACAGAUUAAAUUCUAUCGUAUGAGACAUCAUUACAAAUCUUGUAAGAAGUAUCAAGAUGAAUAUGGUGUUUCUUCUAUCAUUCCAAACUUUCAGAUCUCUCAGGAUUCAGUAGGGAACAGUAAUAGGAGUGAAACAUCCACAUCUGAUAACACCGAAACUUAUCAAGACAAUACAAGUUCUGGGCAUCCCACCUUUAAGUGUCCCUUGUGUCAAGAAUCAAAUUUUACCAGACAGCGUUUACUGGAUCACUGUAACAGUAAUCACCUAUUUCAGAUAGUUCCUGUGACAUGUCCUAUUUGUGUGUCUCUUCCUUGGGGAGAUCCUAGCCAGAUUACUAGAAAUUUCGUUAGUCAUCUAAAUCAAAGACAUCAGUUUGAUUAUGGAGAAUUUGUGAAUCUUCAGCUAGAUGAGGAAACCCAAUAUCAAACUGCUGUUGAAGAAUCUUUUCAAGUGAACAUCUGAAGGCCGUAGACAUAUCUGCAUCUUUGUACCUGCAAGUGCCAUCUUAAGGGGAAAACUACAUGAAGUCAUCAUUUCAACAACUUGAUGUGUAUAUUAAUAAAAAGUAAUUCAGUCUAUUGUUUAGUUCUUUGAAAAAUAAAGGUGGGCCAUCUAAAAACUUCAUUCUCUUGAUAAGUUAAAAAGUGAAAGUUAGGACAUUAUCCUUAAAAGUGUUAAAAGGAUUAUAUUUCAUUAAUGUAUUGGUGAAAAGGGAAUCCCUGUUGUACUUAUCUUUUUUAUAUUACAUAUUCUUGAAUUUUUCCUUAUGUUGCUUUUGAAAUUUGAUACAGUUCCUCCCAUUGACGUUAUUGUACACAGCUAACACACAGUAGCAAAUGCUGAAAGAUGUGAUUGAUAGAAACCUAACAAAUCUGAGCCAAUUAUCAGAAUUGCAGAAUGGAGACUUGAAGUGCUAAAUGAAACAAUCCAAAGGAAACUUUUAAUACAGAUUCUAGCUGAAGAAUUCAACUAUAAGAAAAUUGUAUUUAUAUAACGUUUAGUAUUUUUGAAGACUAGUGAGGUUUCUUUAAUAAUUUUAACUCUUUAAAAAGUGAGUGCUCAUUGUAAAGAUAUUUCCUUUUUGCUAUUAGAAGGAAGUAUCAAAAAAAAAAUUUAUUUCUUUGGUGGGCAGUGGUGAUUUCAAAUCUUGUUCGUUUGGCUGACUAAUUUGUAAGCCUAAAGCAUACUAAGCUGAGUUACAGCUCUUUGGCCUCAGAAUUUUCAAUAGCCGGUAUUUCUGAUUAGCUAGGAUGAAACUUUUAUUAGAAACUUUCAGUAUAUGUAUAUAUACAUACACUUUUGUAUGUGUAUAUACACGGGCACAUAUGUUUGCACACAGUUUGUCAGGUUAUAUACAGAAUUUCUGAUAUCUGAUUUGAUUAAAAUUUUGUAUAUCACCAAAUUUUUAGCAAGUUAACAAUUGAAUACUAAGUGGUCUAGUUGGCUACUAUUACACCUUAGAAAUUGAGUUUACGCACACUCACAAUUACCUGUUUAUAUGGUGCUCAUUUGUUAUUCUCAAAGGUAAUGGGUGACUAUGAAGUAAUGAGAUGGCUUCCACCAGCACUCUGUUUCACUACUUUUUAGUCAAAACUGGAUUUGUUUUUGGUAUCCAUUAAUGAGAAUCAUAAAAUAACUUGUACUGGAAGGCCCAAAUCACAGAAUAAAAGAUGAAGAGUGGAUUAGCUGACAUUCUGUACUAAUAAUACAUUGUUUAUACUUUCUUUAAAAGAAAUAACUGAAAGAAGAAAAGUUUCAGAAGUAGUUUGCUGCUAAUAUAUACAUAUAUUGUAUAAAAAGGUAUAUUUUGGUUUUGUUAAAACCCUUGUUGACUUUUUUACAGUGAACAUUUUUUUAACUUGAUUUAAUAAAAAUGUUAAUUUUGAAAGUGGAGUUUUGUAUAAACCUUUUUCAGUCAAACAGUAAUGACUUUAUUUAUGGGUAGUAAUAAUAAUCACCAAAAAGCCAUACAUCUUAAAGAUCAUAUGCCUUUGUUCUGUCAUUCAAAAGAGUGAUGUUUACUACAUGCUUGAACAUUUUCUCUGCAGUUACGUGAGUGUAAUUGUAAGAAUAGCUGUUAAUGAACUCUUUUUAAAAAGAGACUUUUGACCGUAGGUUUUUCCGGUUUAAAGCAAUAACUUUAGUACUUUCUUUCAAAGUUUAUUACUUCCAGUAUGUCAAGUUAAACCAUUCUGAGAUUUGAGAACUUUAAAGGAAAAUUGGAGUAGAGAUCAUCUUCAUGAAAUUGUGUUUUGAAGUUUUGUGGCUUAGUUAAAUAUCAUUAAUAAUCUUGUGUGUCUUUCAUAUAAACUUUUUCAUAAGGAAAAUAUUGACUAUUAGCUGUUAUCUGAGAACUAUUUGGAAAUGUUUGCUUAAAAUCUCUCCUCCUUUUGUCAGUGGAUUAGGAAUAGGGAUAGGCUUUACAAACUUACAGUUUAAAUUAAUGAAAAAAUUCUUAUUUUUAAUAUGCUUAUAACUGUCAAGGGAGGGAAACCGUAUUGAUACUCUGAUACCUAAAUCUCACAAUACCACUUAUAGGAAAGCUGUUUCCCUCAACAGAUUAAAGUUUAUGUUGUUAAACAUAGUCCUGUUAGAGAUGUAUUGCUUUAUUUUUCAAUUAAAAGUGGUUUUCUCCUA